Polychytrium aggregatum is the source of this 2095-nucleotide messenger RNA. RefSeq lists its product as uncharacterized. NCBI's taxonomy places the organism in Eukaryota, Fungi, Chytridiomycota, Chytridiomycetes, Polychytriales. The record is from RefSeq and is a predicted model, not a curated record. The coding region runs from base 32 to 1969 and encodes 645 amino acids. Gene Ontology annotation, biological process: protein phosphorylation. Gene Ontology annotation, molecular function: protein binding; protein kinase activity; ATP binding. The transcript has a single exon.
GAUCAAGUUGCCGGGGGGAACUCUCCACUACAUGGCUCCGGAGAUGCUGGACGAUGAGAACCCCGCCGGAUCUUCCAAGGAGACGGAUGUAUAUGCCUUUGGUAUUACCAUGUAUGAGGUACUCAACAACUGCAGAGACAUCUGGGUGACCAAGGAUGGCCAGCCCAUGCGGGAUCGAGUCAUCGAGUCUCAGGUGUGCAAAGGAAAUCGACCGAAUCGAAUUGACGGCAUCCCCGACGACAUCUGGACGCUCAUUGAGCAAUGCUGGCACCAAGAGCCGCAAGAAAGGCCAAACUUCAAAGCCAUUCUUGCUGCCUUGGAGCCAUACCGAGACUUCCGACCAGAGCCCGCCGUCAUCUCAACUCAACUGCUCAACGUGGAUGAAGGUCUUGCCAGUGCAAUUCGUGUGGUGAACUUGAAUCCCCAAGUUCAAGCCCUUCCACAGCAACUCACCGAGGAGGACUGGACUGACGACGAAUCCAUCGUCGAGUAUGACGAGAAUGCCAUCGAGUACGAUUCAAUCCAAAGCGAAAUGCUGCCGUCAAUGAUCCGGGAUGCCAAGGCAAAUGACCCCAAGGCAAUGCUGGAGAUUGCCCAUAUACUCUUCAACAACAAUCUCGACCGCAAACACUCCGACUGGAAGGUCAUCUUGCAAAUUUUCCAUACUUUGGCCUUGUCAGAUAGCGACGAUGCUCGAUUUCAUCUCGGAAUCAUCUAUCUGAUGGACCUCGGUGUCGACAAGAGCGAUCGCAAUGUGUUUGUGCAUUGGAACGAGGUUCGCACCAAAUCCAAGGACCCAUACUUCCUCCCCGUCGCCACUUACAUGCUCGGGUGGUUCCACAUGCUUGGCAGAGGCAUCCGCCGAGAUCCCGCCAAGGGUAUGGAGCUUAUCAGCCAAUGCAAAACCAAGGAAUUCACUGUCGGAGAAGUAUCUCGCACAACCGAGACUACCAAAUUUUAUCAACUCUGCCAAAUGGGAGCGCCUGUGGAUCCACUGUGCAAGUACCUCGUCGAUAUCUGCAGCGCAACUGGAUUUGGCACAUCGAACACACCUAUCAUCAGCGAGGCGCUCUACACAAGCCUCCUCACUCGAAACGAGCCAGUCACGCGGCACUUGGAUGGAGCAACUCUUUGGGUCGGCUGGGGUGACCAAACCAAUCUUUCCAAGCUCUGGUUGGCAGCGGCCCACUCCACGUCCUCCAACGCGUCGCUCAACUCUUCAUGCUGGAAGGUGGUGACGCCGCUGUACUUCCGCCUGGCCGAAACUGGCUUUCUAGAAGCACUCUAUCACCUCGGAUGGAUGCAUUUCAUCGGCCUCGGCGUCGAGAAGAAUGAUCGAUACGCACUGCUAUACUGGCAAGAUGUUCGAAACAAAUCCAAUGAUGUCUACCUCACGAGAGUCUCGACUUUCAUGUUGGCCAUGCUUCAUUACGAUGGGAGGGGCACAAAGGCAGAUCGAUGGAAGUCAAUCGAACUCCUCAAGGCUGCUGGUGUCUGUUCGCCGUGGUAUAUCGCUUUGGAAUCGCUCGUCACUGAUCCAGCCAAUCCAAGUCUCAGCCCAACGCGUACUCGCUCAGCAUUCUAUACCUACUGUGCGAUCGGUUCACAAUCAGAUAUUUUGUGUACGUUUCUUCAAAGUCUAUGUCAAUGGACUGGAUUCAUAUUUGAAACCAGUACUUUCACAACAAAGAACAACUUUCAAGACCUCGCAAAGCAGGGUUAUGUCCAUGCCCAGUUUUGGCUUGGUCAGUGCAACGCGAACAGGGUGAGGGGCCCAUUAGGCAGCAACAUAAUGCCCCAAAGCUAUCCAGCAGCACUUACUCUCUAUCACCAAGCAGCAAACCAAGGCUAUCCCUGGGCUUACAACCAACUAGGUUAUCAUUAUGAAAAUGGAAACGGAGUACCUGAAGACCCAAGCCAGGCUGCCGAAUGGUACCGGAAGGCCGCCGAGAUGGGCGUCAGCAAGUGAAACGAUCGAACAUCCACGGUGCAUGUCAGCAAGCGUGAGAACACUUUUUGCACUGGUCGAUCCCUUCGAUAGCGCAGUCUCAGUCGCUCCAAUUGGCAAUACAGAAUCCGUGCACCCACUCGUCGG